GACUCCAUUUUGGCCCCAGAGGUGUUUCUGGGAAGUAGAGCGCCGACCCACACGCCUGGCCGGCCUGCCGGGUCCUGCCUUUUGCGCCCAAAUAUCUAGGUCCGAGUGUUGGCGUCUGCAGUUACUGCUGUCUUCCUCUCCGCAGCCUCCAAACCCUCCGAUCGGGCGGGAGCCUGUGAGCGCUGGGCCGCGCCAUCGGUGGUCACCGCGCCGGGAAGGAGGUGACGGGGGCGGCGCGGGGCGCAGACACUCCCCGCCGAGAGCCGCCUGCCAUGGACUCGGAAUAUUACGGUGGCGACCAGUCAGAUGAUGGUGGCGCUACCCCAGUACAGGAUGAACGGGAUUCAGGGUCAGACGUUGAGGAUGAUGUAAAUGAGCAGCACUCUGGAUCAGACACUGGAAGUGUAGAACGUCAUUCGGAGAAUGAACCUAGUGAUCGAGAAGAUGGCCUCAACAAAAGACAUCCUGCAACAGACUCGGAGAACGAGGAGCCAUCCAACCUCAACGCCAGUGACUCGGAAAGUGAGGAGCUCCAGAGGCAGAAGGACAGCGACUCCGAGUCUGAAGAGCAUGCAGAGCCACCUGCGAGUGAUUCUGAAAACGGGGGCCCCAGUCGCCAUGGGAGCGACUCCGAGAGCGAGGAGACCCGGAAGCUGCCGGCCAGUGACUCUGAAAACGAGCAACUUCUUAAUGGGCACGCAAGUGACUCCGAAAAUGAAGACGUUACAAAGCACGCUGCCAGUGACUCCGAGGGUGACGAGCUCCCAAAGAGUCCCGCCAGUGACUCGGAAACAGAGGACGCGCUAAAACCUCAAGUUAGUGACUCCGAGAGUGAGGAGCCCCCAAGGCACCAGGCCAGCGACUCUGAAAAUGAGGAGCUUCCCAAACCCCGGAUCAGUGAUUCGGAAAGUGAGGAGCUUCCCAAACCCCGGGUCAGUGACUCCGAGAGUGAGGAACCUCAGAGGACUCAGGCCAGUGACUCUGAAAACGAGGAGCUUCCCAAGCCCCGGGUCAGUGACUCCGAGAGUGAGGACCCGCCGAGGCACCAGGCCAGCGACUCGGAAAACGAGGAGCUUCCCAAACCCCGAGUCAGUGAUUCAGAAAGUGAAGACCCCCCGAGGAACCAGGCCAGUGAUUCUGAAAAUGAGGAACUUCCCAAACCCCAAGUCAGUGACUCUGAGAGCGAGGGGCCCCAGAAGGGGCCUGCCAGUGAUUCAGAAACCGAGGAUGCCUCCCGACACAAAGCAAAGCCGGGCUCCGACGAGGACAGUGAUGGGGAGAACAAGGGGGAGGACGCGGAAACACAGAACGCGUCCUCUCUCUCAGACGCGCGUGUGGACCGGAAACGGCUCAGCAGUUCUGACAGCGAGGAGGAGGGACCUAAAAGGCCCAAAAUCGACAGUGAUGAGGAGGAGGAAAAAGAAGGGGAGGAGGAGAAAGUAGCAAAGCGAAAAGCCGCUGUGCUUUCCGACAGUGAAGAUGAGGAGAAAGCAUCAGCAAAGAAGAGUCGAGUUGUCUCUGAUGCAGAUGACUCUGACAGUGAUGUUAUAUCCGACAAGUCAGGAAAAAGAGAGAAGGCAAUAGCCUCUGACAGUGAAGAAGAAGCAGGGAAAGAAGAGCUGUCUGACAAGAAAAAUGAAGAGAAGGACCUGUUUGGGAGUGACAGUGAGUCAGGGAAUGAGGAAGAAAAUCUUAUUGCAGACAUAUUUGGAGAAUCUGGUGAUGAAGAGGAAGAAGAAUUUACAGGUUUUAACCAGGAAGAUUUGGAAGAAGAAAAAAGUGAAACACAGAUAAAAGAAGCAGAAGAUUCAGAUUCUGAUGAUAACAUUAAGAGAGGAAAACACAUGGACUUCCUGUCGGACUUUGAGAUGAUGCUGCAGCGGAAAAAGAGCAUGAGUGGCAAGCGUAGGCGUAACCGCGAUGGGGGCACUUUUAUCAGUGACGCAGACGACGUCGUGAGCGCCAUGAUCGUCAAGAUGAAUGAAGCGGCCGAGGAAGACAGACAGUUGAAUAAUCAAAAAAAGCCAGCACUGAAAAAAUUAACAUUAUUACCUACUGUGGUCAUGCACCUUAAGAAGCAGGACCUUAAAGAAACAUUUAUUGACAGUGGUGUGAUGUCUGCCAUCAAAGAGUGGCUCUCCCCUCUGCCAGACAGGAGUUUGCCAGCACUAAAGAUUCGAGAAGAGCUGUUGAAGAUUCUGCAAGAGCUACCGAGUGUGAGCCAGGAGACCCUGAAGCACAGCGGGAUUGGACGAGCAGUGAUGUAUCUGUACAAGCACCCCAAGGAGUCCCGGUCCAACAAGGACAUGGCGGGGAAGUUAAUCAAUGAAUGGUCUCGGCCUAUAUUUGGUCUUACCUCAAACUACAAAGGAAUGACAAGAGAGGAGAGGGAGCAAAGAGACCUAGAGCAGAUGCCUCAGCGGCGAAGAAUGAGCAGCACUGGUGGUCAGACACCCCGAAGAGAUCUGGAAAAGGUGCUGACAGGAGAGGAAAAGGCUCUUCGCCCUGGAGAUCCUGGAUUCUGUGCCCGCGCGAGGGUCCCCAUGCCCUCAAACAAGGACUACGUGGUCAGGCCCAAGUGGAACGUGGAAAUGGAGUCGUCCAGGUUUCAGGGGACGUCCAAGAAGGGUAUCAGUCGGCUGGAUAAACAGAUGAGAAAGUUCACAGACAUCAGGAAAAAAAGCAGAUCUGCACACGCAGUAAAAAUCAGCAUCGAGGGCAAUAAAAUGCCGUUGUGACUUGGCCUGGGAUGUUUCCCCAUCUCUGCUAAGAAAUGCGCAGUGGACUCUUUGGAGAAAGAUGAUAUUUUAAAAAAAUUUUUUAGUGUAAAUGAUUCAGCUUGUAUGAAAUGUCAUAGGACUCACAUUUCUCUCGGUUGUAUUUAAAACCAUUUGUUGUGCACUUUGUACAGAGGAAUACUAGUCGUACGUGCUUCUAUAAACUUUACACAAUAAAAUUCCAUUCUGGUUUUGGGGGGCUGUGUCUUCAUUGUCUUCAAGGAUACUUUCUCCUUAGGAGUGAAAAUUGGUUAUUGGUGAGUGGGAAAAAAAAAUCUUAGAUACUACAGUGAUUUGUGACCCUGCAGAGGUCAGUCUACCCAACUGCGGUACAGCAAGGAGUUUGCUUGGUUCCUGACAGUGAGCUUCCAAAACCCUGGGGAUUUCCUGGGUGACAGGAGUGUCUUUGUGAUGCUAGUGAGGUGAGUCUCGGUAGACCCUAGAAGCUGUAGGAUGGGGGCUGGUCGCCAGAAAGACCUACCACACGAUCAGAGGCUGCCGCUCGAUGACAGGGUGAUGCUCAUGCUCAGAUGACUUCGCUGCAUCCCGGAUGACGUAGCCGGCAGCGCCCAAGGAGUGAAACCCCAGUUCAAAACUCUGGACACAGCUCAGUGGAGCUUCCUGCUGGGUGAACACACUGAUGUGCUGAAACGAUGAUGUGCCUUGACUCCACAAAGAAAAGGUGUGGAAGCCCUGUGUUUCCUCCCAGACUCCAACCCUGUGCAUGUCUGCAUUUGGCUGAUCCUCCUCAUUUGAGUCCUUUAUAAUAAAACUAGUUACAAAU
Messenger RNA from Vicugna pacos (alpaca), 3561 nucleotides. It is a transcript of the gene IWS1, whose product is annotated as interacts with SUPT6H, CTD assembly factor 1. Gene Ontology annotation, cellular component: nucleus. Gene Ontology annotation, biological process: poly(A)+ mRNA export from nucleus. The record is from RefSeq and is a predicted model, not a curated record. Lineage: Eukaryota; Metazoa; Chordata; Mammalia; Artiodactyla; Camelidae.